AUGGCAUCAAAGGAGUCGCGACUAGAGAGCUGGUGUAGAGCGGCAUUUGAUAUUAUUCAGAAAAUCUCAAAAGAAACGGAAGAAAAUAUUAAUAAGCAAGAAGAAGAUAAUUUUGACAUCAAUACUGAGCUUAUUCAGGAAGAAGAGAAUCUACGACAAUCUUGUAACAGCAUCGAGAAGCUUUUACGUUUCAUUUACCAAAAGUAUCCACUGCCUCAAUACAGAGAGAAAAGCUAUCAGUUACCGAAAGUUAUUACCAUCUCUCAGGAAAAGCGAUUGUUGAAUAAGGCUCUAGUACAUUAUCAUCCAGAUCGCAAUUCUAGGCGCGAAUACGGUUUAAGAUGGUAUAAACAGUGCGAAAUGAUAACAAGAUGUAUCAAUGAGUGUAAGAAGAAAGCUGCUAUCGCUAAUUGGGCUACGUUUGAGAAUAUUCAGAGAAAAGUAUAUAAGGUGUACAAAUCUGAGCGUAAAGAGGAGAAAAGAUUUGAUAUCUAA
Molecule: messenger RNA, 495 nt
Organism: Trichoplax adhaerens
Lineage: Eukaryota; Metazoa; Placozoa; Uniplacotomia; Trichoplacea; Trichoplacidae
Exons: 2
Coding region: 1-495 (164 amino acids)
Source: RefSeq, a predicted model, not a curated record